AUUUAAUCUCUGAGACGAAGCACAACUGCCUUUAAAGAUAACGAGAUGUCUUUUGUAAAUGCUAAAGCAUACAAAGGAGGUAAUGAGUUUAGUGUGAAAGUGACGAAGAAUUUAAUGGAUGAAUUUUCUGGGUGGUUAAAUUGGCGUGCAGAUGGGAAGGAUUCAGUUCUGGAUGUUGGGAGUGGUCCUGGGAAUACAGUUCGUGAGUCAAUUUACCCCCUUUUGCCGCCCAAUUUCACCCGUCUCGUCGUUUCGGACAUUUCCCCCCAAAUGGUUGAGCUGCAACGGAAAGAAUUUUCUGGCUUUGAGCGAGUUUCCUGCGAAGUUCUUGACAUUGGCAGUGAGAUCAGCGAUGAAAUGAAGAAGAAGUUGAGCACCUUUGACCACGUAACGUCUUUCUUCUGCCUCCAGUGGGUGGCUGAUCAGCAACGAGCCAUGGAUAAUAUCUACAGCCUCCUCAAGCCAGGUGGGGAUUGCUUCCUGGCCAUUGUGGCGGAUACACCAGUUCUGAAUGCUCUCAUUUCUGUCUGUGAAAAUCCUCGUUGGAAGGAUUGCUUUGCAGGAUGGCAGGAAUUCUAUGGCUUUCCCUACACCAACAUUACCGAAGCCAAAUGCAAAGGUUUGGAAUUCAUGCAAAAAGCUGGAUUCACGGAAACAAGAGCAGAAUUGAGAUACUGUCCUUUUAAAUAUGCGAAUGAUGAGCAGAAAGAAAAUUUCUUGAGGUCAAUACCAAAUAAAUUCUCCAGAGAAGUGUCCGCAGAAGAAGAGGAAGAAAUAUUCCAGGAACGUCUUCAAGUUUUUGAUCAAUUCAAUGUUGGAGAUUACCGUGAUAACACCAAUAAGAUUGAGAAGCCAAAUACCUAUCUUAUUUUAUAUGGGAAAAGGGAAAAAAAGCCUAAAAUUUAAUAAUUUCUUGUGAGAAACAUGAAUGGUUCUAACUCAUUUCUGUAGGGAAAUUUCCACCCUGCAACUCUUUUUCAGAUUAUUUUACCUUUCUUUGCUCCCUAUGUAAAAAUUAUAACAUACACUACCCUCUAAAAGUUUCUGGACAAGCAAAAACGGGGUAUUUUUUAAGGAAAAUUUCAAGUGGCUAUAUCUCCGAAUUUAGUCAACCGAUUUCCAAAAAUUUAUCAGAUUUGGAAAGGAAAUUAAAUUACCUUUCCAACGACAAUUUAUUUAUUCAAAUCAGUGCAUUAUCGGCCGAGAUGCAAGAGGUCAAAGUAAAAAUUUGAGAAAUCGUGACAAAAAAAACGCUUUUACCAUGUUCACCAAAAUGGUUGCCAAAAAAUAACGGGUUGACCGAUUUUCAAAAAUUUACCAGUUUUGGAAAGGUGAGAAAUGUACCUUUCCAAAACUGUUAAAUUUUUGAAAAUCGGUUAACCACAGACGGAAAUAUAGUGCUUUGAAAUUUGCCCAAUUUUUGCUUACCCAGAAACUUUUUGAGGGUAGUGUAUUUAAAAUAUCUUCAUAAUAUUUGCAAUGAUUUUAUUACAAAACAAUUUUAAAAAAAUAUAUAAAAAAAAUAAAUAUUCUAUUUUAUUUAUGAGUUUUCUUCAAGCUCUUUUCUUUGAAAGUUUUAUUGGAAAACAUUGAUUCUUUGAAGAGAAUUUAUAUGAUUUACAUAAGAGAUUAAAGUAUGAGAGGUUGUGGGACAAUCCAGAGGUUGAAGCAGGGGUUUAAGCUCUUUCAUGUGACUCUCAAACAUAUAAAAAAAAAUUAAUGAUUUUAUUAAACAGAAAAAUCACAUCUUUAACUUUUUCGCCUAUAUCUAUGCAAGUUAUAGAGCUUUUCUUUAUUAAUUUUUUGCUUUGGAAAUUGAAGAAAAAGCUUCUAGGGAAAUAUUUUAAAAGGGAAGGACAGCCGCAUUCUAUAAAUAAUUGUUUGAGUAUUAGUUAAUUUACUUUAUUAAUUAUAUUACAAAUGGGAUUCAAUAAAUGUAUUGAAUAAAAUUAAAAAUAAAAAUAUUUUCUUGUGCAAAAAAA
Lutzomyia longipalpis is the source of this 1982-nucleotide messenger RNA. RefSeq names its product juvenile hormone acid O-methyltransferase-like. NCBI's taxonomy places the organism in Eukaryota, Metazoa, Arthropoda, Insecta, Diptera, Psychodidae. The record is from RefSeq and is a predicted model, not a curated record. Bases 46 to 906 code for a protein of 286 amino acids. The transcript has a single exon.